Messenger RNA from Candida dubliniensis CD36, 237 nucleotides. RefSeq lists its product as uncharacterized. Gene Ontology annotation, biological process: mitochondrial respiratory chain complex II assembly. NCBI's taxonomy places the organism in Eukaryota, Fungi, Ascomycota, Pichiomycetes, Serinales, Debaryomycetaceae. The record is from RefSeq and is a predicted model, not a curated record. The transcript has a single exon. The coding region runs from base 1 to 237 and encodes 78 amino acids. Gene Ontology annotation, cellular component: mitochondrion.
AUGGCAAGACUAUCUGGAUUACAAAAAGAGGUACUUCAAUUGUAUAGAAAAUGCAUUCGAACUAUAAAGACCAAACCUGAAAAUACUCGCGAACAUUGGAGGAAUUUUAUUCAUGAAGAAUUUGCCAAAUAUCAUCAUUUGUCAAAGAAACAAUUUAAUACCAUUGAAUAUUUGAUCCGUAAUGGACAUAGAAAACUAGAAAUGUAUCUGAAUCCACAACUAAAAGAUAUCCAUUAA